AUGACUUCACGAAAGAAAGUUUUACUAAAGGUUAUUAUAUUAGGUGAUUCAGGUGUUGGUAAAACAUCAUUAAUGAAUCAAUUUGUUAAUCGAAAAUUUUCAAAUCAAUAUAAAGCAACAAUUGGUGCCGAUUUUUUAACUAAAGAAUUACAAAUUGAUGAUCGUCUUGUUACCAUGCAGAUUUGGGAUACAGCAGGCCAAGAACGUUUUCAAAGUUUAGGUGUUGCAUUUUAUCGUGGAGCUGAUUGUUGUGUCCUUGUUAUGGAUGUAACAUCACCAACAUCAUUUAAAUCAUUAGAAAGUUGGAAAGAUGAAUUUCUUAUUCAAGCUGGUCCACGUGAUCCAGAAAAUUUUCCAUUUGUCGUUAUUGGAAAUAAAAUUGAUUUGGAAAAUCGAAUGGUAAAAAUUUUCUAUUGAUUUUUUUCUUAUAUGUUUUAGUUUUUUUUU
Rotaria sordida is the source of this 447-nucleotide messenger RNA. Lineage: Eukaryota; Metazoa; Rotifera; Eurotatoria; Philodinida; Philodinidae. The record is from the annotation of a GenBank genome assembly.